CAAUAACAGAAUUUAGAAGAAAAACAAAAAACGAAAAACCGAUGAAUAAGAUUAUCCGAUUAACAUGUCAACCGCCAGUAUUAUUUCGUCGAUAUCAGUCGAUAUUAUCGGCUUCCACAACAACAACAUUUCAUUCAACAUCGAUUAAUAAUAAUAAUGCAAGUUUAUCAAGGAAAAAUCAAUUAAUGAAAAAAAACCGAAUGCCAGCCGAUGAUCUAGGUGAAUGGAUACCAAUAUAUAAAUUUCCAUAUAUAGUACCAUGUAGAAUAUUUGCACGUGCAAAACUUCAUAUGACAAUAAUGAUGACAACAAUAUUGCCGGCUAGUUAUUUUAUUAAUGCAGCUUCAUAUGAAUCAAACGAUCUAGCCAUGAUUGGUGGAAUAUCAACAUUUUCGCUAAUAUUAAUCUAUGGUUUUGGACAAAUAUUUCGUCGUUUAAUUGGCUCCAUCUAUAUAUCUGCAGAUAAAAAUAAGAAUCUUGUUCGUAUAUCACAUCUAACGUUUUUUGGUAAUCGUGCUGAACGAAUUCUAUCGAUGGAUAAUUUAUUAAAAUUAUCCGAUUGUAAUACAAAUUUGAAUGAUUUUAUUCUGAAUGUUUCACAAUUAACCGAUGAUGUUGAUCAUCCAGAUGAUUUAAAAUCAAAACAAUCAUCCGCACUAUACAUAUGUUUAAAAUUUGGUGGUAUUUUAGAUUUAGAAAAAUUUCAAAAUAUUUUUGGCAACAUUCAAUGAAUGAAUAAAGUGAAGAAUGUGGAAAAAGCGAGAUCAUUUGGACCGAUACCAAUUUGGAUACAAUCAAAUCGAUCGAUUAAUA
Molecule: messenger RNA, 813 nt
Organism: Dermatophagoides pteronyssinus (European house dust mite)
Lineage: Eukaryota; Metazoa; Arthropoda; Arachnida; Sarcoptiformes; Pyroglyphidae
Product: transmembrane protein 186
Cellular component (GO): mitochondrion
Source: RefSeq, a predicted model, not a curated record